Molecule: messenger RNA, 1332 nt
Organism: Penicillium samsonianum
Lineage: Eukaryota; Fungi; Ascomycota; Eurotiomycetes; Eurotiales; Aspergillaceae
Exons: 3
Coding region: 1-1332 (443 amino acids)
Molecular function (GO): oxidoreductase activity
Source: RefSeq, a predicted model, not a curated record
AUGUCAAUGCAAAAUGAGAGUGAAAAGAGGUCGGUCAUUAUUAUCAGAUCAGGGACAUUGGGAGUAAGGACCAUUGAACUAACAUUUCAAGUCUCCAAACACAACACCCAAGAUAGUUGCUGGGUUAUACUCUAUGGAAAACUGUACGAUGUUACAGGCAUUCUUGAUACUCAUCCUGGCGGAGCACAGGCUAUCCUACGUUGGGGAGGACGAGAUACAACAGAGGAAUUCGACAUGAUCCAUCCUCCGGAGACUCUGAAAGUGAUUGAGCAGUCAUCUGUGGGCACGGUCGAGUCACAAGAGCCGCCGGUUAUGGAUUCUACGCCCGAAGAGAGCAUCCAAGCUCCACUGAGCACGUUGUUGAACCUAGACGAGAUCCAAGCUGCAGCCACAAAGAUCAUUAGCAAAAAAGCAUGGGGAUACUACUUUUCCGCUGCAGACGACAAGAUAUCAAAGUAUCUCAACACGCAAGCCUACCGCUCAAUUGUGUUUCGACCACGGGUAUUUGUGGACUGUCGCACUUGCACACUGGAAACCAACCUCCUGGGUCACAAAGUCGGGUUACCGAUCUUCGUCAGUCCAACCGCAAUGGCGCGCCUAGGACACCCUGCAGGAGAAAGAGGAAUUGCAGAAGGAUGUCGGCUUUUCGGGGGGCUUCAAAUCAUCGCAAACAACUCCUCCCUAUCUCCGGAAGAAAUCGUCGGAAAUGCGCCCCCAACACAGAUAUUCGGAUGGCAGCUUUAUGUCCAGCUGAACAGGCGAUUGAGCGAGAGUAUUCUCGCGCGAGCUAACCAAUUAGAUCAAAUCAAGUUCAUCGUGUUAACACUUGACGCACCGGUAUCGGGUAAACGAGAAGACGAUGAGCGUAUCAACAUCCAAGCCAACACAGCGGCAAGUGUCAGUACCCAACUCUUUGCUGGGACAGAUCCAUCGCUCACUUGGGCGGAUACCCUUGAGUGGUUAUCGCACCAUACUACCAAGCCGAUUGUCCUUAAGGGGAUCCAGACACACGAAGACGCAAUCCUGGCCGCUCAGUAUGCACCUUUAGUGAAGGGGAUUGUGUUAUCCAACCACGGUGGCAGAUCUCUUGAUACAGCGCCCCCUGCUGUGCAUACGCUUCUUGAACUUCGAAAAUACUGCCCUGAUGUGUUUAAUAAGGUUGAAGUGUGGGUGGAUGGUGGGAUUCGUCGCGGUACAGAUGCUGUCAAGGCGCUAUGUCUUGGGGCCAAGGCUGUCGGGAUAGGAAGGCCAGCUCUUUGGGGUCUCGCUGCUGGCGGGGUCGAGGGGGUUGAGCGAACAUUGCAGAGUUUGUUAUGCUGCUCCAAAAUAUGA